Molecule: messenger RNA, 765 nt
Organism: Kickxella alabastrina
Lineage: Eukaryota; Fungi; Kickxellomycota; Kickxellomycetes; Kickxellales; Kickxellaceae
Product: glycosyl hydrolase family 61-domain-containing protein
Exons: 1
Coding region: 1-765 (254 amino acids)
Source: RefSeq, a predicted model, not a curated record
AUGAGGCUUACACCUGGUCUUUUUUCUACUCUUGCCGUUGCUUUAGGCAUAGCGCCGACUGUUAUUGCGCAGACAUCAAUCAAGGCCGUUGGGCUGGGCACAGCUACUGCCGAAAAUUCCGCUUAUUGGUUCCCCUCUUACGCCAUCUCAAACUUCCCUGUCAUGGACAUGGACUCUGAGGACUUGCGCUGCCGUACAAGUGACUUUAGUAUGGCUUCAAACGCUCUGGCUCUAGGCGUGCCUGCUGGACGGAAUAUGACGGUCGUGUGGGAUUCCAAGAAAAGCAUGGUCACCAACACUGGAACCCAGUAUGCACCCAGCGGCCCAUGCACGGUUUACAUGGCAAAGCUUAGCUCCCAGGGCACGGGCUCUUCGUGGUUCAAGAUAUACGAGUAUGGAUACAAGGAUGGCAAGUGGUGCACGGACUAUCUUAAAGGACAAAUGAAUAAGAUGACAUUCAAUAUUCCUCAGGACAUUCCAAAUGGCAAGUACAUUGUGCGCGCCGAGAUAAUCAGUCUGCGCACGUCGACAAAAACAAACUACGACGACUUUACGCAGGGCGCGCAGUUCUUCCCCUCUUGCCUGGUAGUGGAUGUUACCAAUGGCGGCAGUGCUUCGCCGAGCCUUUCCAAGAUUCCAGGAAUAUACAAAAAGUCCGACUCUGGUCUUCUCGGCAACUUUGGUGCAGGCCAGAAAUUGACUAGCUACAAAGUUCCAGGACCGGCAGUGUAUACGGCAGGAACCAGCAGCACUAGCAGCAGUUAA